Molecule: messenger RNA, 669 nt
Organism: Penicillium macrosclerotiorum
Lineage: Eukaryota; Fungi; Ascomycota; Eurotiomycetes; Eurotiales; Aspergillaceae
Product: Zn(II)2Cys6 transcription factor domain-containing protein
Exons: 2
Coding region: 1-669 (222 amino acids)
Biological process (GO): regulation of DNA-templated transcription
Molecular function (GO): zinc ion binding; DNA-binding transcription factor activity, RNA polymerase II-specific
Source: RefSeq, a predicted model, not a curated record
AUGUCCACCCAGGAUGAUAAAAGUAAAGAAAGUAAAGGCUGUUUUCAAUGCUCCAAAAGGCGGAUAGUCUGUGAUGGUCGGGAGCCAGUCUGCCUAAAGUGCCAAAAAAAGGGCUUAGAAUGUUCAGGAUCCGGUCGGAUUCGAUUCUCCACCGGAGUGGCUCGGCGUGGAAAGCUGAAAGGAUGCACCAUUCCAGUUGCCAGCGUGUCGCCAGAGGCAGCCCUUGAGAGACAAGUAUGGGUUGCGAAUUGCUCUCCGCGCCAAAUUCGAUGGAAAAACGAUGCCCCUGUGCGUCGGAGUCGGAAAAAUGCGACACGCACCCCGAAGCGAGACGCGGAAAACUCCCAGGGGCAACUGGGGUUGUCGGACAGUAUCACGCCUGAUCAAGUGAGGGGCGCAUUGGCUUUAGCUGACCGAACGUCUGGAGCGGGGGCAGCCGAACCAGGACAGCCGUCUCCACCGCGGAUCAUAGCAUGCAGCAACAUAGCCGGCGACUUCGGUUAUGCCCAAAAUUCGCGCGAAGAUGUUUGCGACCGGGAUCUGGAGCCACAAUGGUGCAUACGGAUCGACCCCUGGGUUGCCCCUUUGAGCCCUCGAGCGCGAAUGUUCAUGUCACACUGUGAGAACCUUCUCGUUGGAGCCAGCAGAACUGCUCUUUUCGUCUACUAA